AUGGAUAAAAUUGAAAACAUUGUUUCAAUAACAGUAUGUAGCGCUAGAAAUUUACCAAAUAUGGAUUUAUUAUCACAAUCAGCCGAUCCAUAUUGUGAAAUUUUCUUUGAAAAUCAACAAGUUUUUAAAACUAAUAUAAUUAAAAAAACAAAGAAUCCAACUUGGAAUGCACAUUAUAAUUUAAUUGUUAACGAAUCAAAAUUAAAAUAUGAUAUUACAUUUAAACUUUGGGAUUGGGAUAAAACAUCACAAAAUGAUUAUAUUGGUAAAGUUGAAUUAUCAUUAAAUGAUAUAUUAAAUAAACCAAUUAAAGAUGAAUGGUAUAAAAUUAUAAAAGAGAAAAAGAAUGGUAAAAUUAAAGAACGUGGUGAAAUUCAUAUUUUAACUAAAGUGAUAACAAAAGAAGAGGUUUAUGAUUCAUUUGUUAGUAGUAUUACCAAACAUUUUUCACAUACAGAAGAUGAUACAUUAAAUAUUACAGAUUUCACAGGUCUAAUUACAACAUUGAAUAGUGAAUAUCCAGAACCAGAUAUAGUUCAACUAUUUAAGAAAACCGAUUCCGAUUCGAAUGAAACUAUAUCAGUAUCUGAAUUAAAGCAUUUAUUUUGUGAAACUGAGCAAGGCAAAGAAUUGAUCAACACUUUAUUCCAAGGUAAUACCAAUUUAAUGUGGGAAGCAUACGCAAUCUCUGAUAGCUAUUCCACGAUUGCCGAUAACAUUUUCCAUAAGAAUUUCGGUGGAUCUUUAAAAUCAGAUUCAGAUAGUAAACAAAAGGUGAAAAUCAUCUACAUUCACGAUAGAGAGAGUGGAAAAUUAGUUGAAGAGAAAAUCCCACACUAUAUCGAGGUUAGUCUUAGAAUUAUGUAUUCAACAAGUGGUGGUAGAUCCGCAAUAAAUAAUAGUCAAGUAAAACGAUUAAUGAGAUAUUUAACCAAUAAAACUGGUAAAAAGUAUGAAGCACCAGAAUCUGUGAAAGAGAUUCAACCAUUCAUUAAAUUCCAUUCACUAAAUGUCGAUGAAAUACUUGACCCAUUAUCUAGUUUUAAGAAUUUUAAUCAAUUUUUCUAUAGAAAAUUAAAAGAUUCCGCCAGACCAAUCGCCUCACCAAAUGACCCAAAAAUCGCUGUAUCCCCUGCUGAUUGUAGAUUAAAUGUUUUCCCAACUAUUAAAUUAGCAACUGAACUUUGGAUUAAAGGUAAGAAUUUCACAUUGACAACAUUGAUUCAAGACGAGCAAUUGGCAAGUCAAUAUGAAGAUGGCUCAUUGGUAAUUGCAAGAUUAGCACCACAAGAUUAUCAUAGAUUCCAUGUACCAGUAUCUGGUGUUAUUGGUAAAUCAACACCAAUCGAUGGUGAACUAUAUACCGUUAAUCCAAUUGCAAUUCGUGAAAAUGUUGAUGUCUAUUGCGAAAAUAAACGUAUUGUAACCGAGAUUGAUUCAAAGGAAUUUGGUAAAGUUUUAUUCAUUAGUGUUGGUGCAACUUUGGUUGGUUCCAUUCAUUUAACUACUAAACAAGGUCAACAUGUAAAUAAAGGUGAUGAACAAGGUUAUUUCGCUUUUGGUGGUUCAACAAUUUUAUUAUUAUUUGAAAAGAAUACAAUUGAAUUUGAUAAUGAUUUAAUUGUAAAUUCUUUAAAACCAACUGAAACUUUAAUAAAAGUUAAUUCAUCAUUAGGUAAAAGUUUAUUAUAA
Molecule: messenger RNA, 1692 nt
Organism: Dictyostelium discoideum AX4
Lineage: Eukaryota; Evosea; Eumycetozoa; Dictyosteliales; Dictyosteliaceae
Exons: 3
Coding region: 1-1692 (563 amino acids)
Source: RefSeq, a predicted model, not a curated record